Anoplophora glabripennis (Asian longhorned beetle) is the source of this 803-nucleotide messenger RNA. RefSeq names its product chromatin accessibility complex protein 1 (gene Chrac-16). Gene Ontology annotation, cellular component: CHRAC; nucleus. NCBI's taxonomy places the organism in Eukaryota, Metazoa, Arthropoda, Insecta, Coleoptera, Cerambycidae. Bases 319 to 744 code for a protein of 141 amino acids. Gene Ontology annotation, molecular function: protein heterodimerization activity. The record is from RefSeq and is a predicted model, not a curated record. The transcript is spliced from 2 exons.
UGUAACGAGCAUCUUUGUUUUUCUAGUUUCGUUAUCGUUUACUAUCAGAAAGAAAAUUCGUUUACCCGGAAGUCAUUUGCAAAAUUACACAUAUUACACACAGUGACGCAAGGCCAAGGUCAAUUCGCGUGAAAAAUAUUUAAAUCUUGUGUUGUUUUAAACACUGUCCCUUUAAUUCCAAUUUUUCAGAGCUCAGGAAAAUCGAUCGUUUUUUUGUGACGUUUCUCCUCAAUGGUUAUGGUUUUUUAGCAUCGAUUUCUGUUAUUUUUUCUCGAGUGUGAAGAUCUAAACCCAGUGUUAGUGAAACUAUAUAAAAAAAUGGUUCCAGUCCCAAAAACUCAUUUACCAGCAACUAGGAUAAGCACAAUCAUGAAGAGUUCAUCAGACGUUGAAAUGGUCAAUAAAGAAUCCAUUUUUCUUAUGUGUAGGGCCGCCGAACUCUUUAUCAAACACUUGGCUACUGAAAGCUAUAACACGACUGGUAAUGGUAAAAAGUUAGAUUACAAAAAUUUAGCCCAAAUCGUACAUUCCGACGACAAAUAUGAGUUUCUGAGGGAUAUUAUGCCGAAAAAAAUUACCGUUAGAGAGUUUAAAAGGCUGAUGGCAAAGAAACAAGCUGAAGAGGGAGGAAAAAAGGAUGACAAGAUGUCGUCUUCUUCGGAAGACGAUGAUUCUUCUUCGUCCACGUCCUCGGGAGACGAUGAUAGCAGUUCCGAGAGUGAAGAAAGUAACGCGAGUGCCUAAUUUUAGCCGGUUUGUUUUGAUUUUUAACUCGAAAGUUUUAGUUUAUAAGAUAUAUUUUA